AAUUGUCCUGUUCUUUGCCGCCUCCAAGUUGAGCAAGUGGCAUCCCCAAGAGGAGUGAAUGCGAAUGUUCUGUGAAUGUCCGAGGGACCCAAUCCAGCUCUCAUGAGCUUCUGAGAUGAGUAGCGUUCUUGCUAGUUGCUAGCGGCCAUACACAGGAGAGCUAGCCAUGGAGGCGACGGCGUUGAGCGUGGGCAAGUCCGUGGUGAGCAGCGCGCUCGGGUACGCCAAGUCCGCCGUCGCGGAGGAGGUGGCCCUGCAGCUCGGCGUCCAGCGUGACCAGGCCUUCGUCCGCGACGAGCUCGAGAUAAUGCAGGCUUUCCUCAUGGCCGCGCACGAGGAGCGCGACGACGACAAGCACCGGGUGCUCAUGGCCUGGGUCAAGCAGGUCCGCGACGUCGCCUACGACGCCGAGGACAACCUCCAGGACUUCUCCAUCCAUCUCAACCUGAGGACACCGUGGCGGCGCCUGCGAGCGCGGCGCCGCGUCGCCAGGAGGAUGAAGGACCUGAGGGCCCGGGUCGAGGACGUCAGCCAGAGGAACCUGCGCUACCAGCUCAUCAAGACCGCUGCCGCGUCAUCGUCGACGGCCAGGCAUCCAGCGACGGCCGCCGCCGCCGCCUCCUGUGACAACCAUCUAAUUUAAUAUUAUUUUAAACGAACCGCCGCUUCUUAUUAUGAACAUGAGGACUAACAUGCGCUCGUACUAAUAGCGUGCCACGGGUUAAUCCACAUCUACAUUAUAAAGGAGCAACCAUCA
Messenger RNA from Panicum hallii, 757 nucleotides. RefSeq lists its product as uncharacterized. Lineage: Eukaryota; Viridiplantae; Streptophyta; Magnoliopsida; Poales; Poaceae. The transcript has a single exon. Bases 167 to 643 code for a protein of 158 amino acids. The record is from RefSeq and is a predicted model, not a curated record.